AUGAACUCUUCCAGCAUGGAUUCAGGAAAUGGUGAUUACUUCCAAGAAGAUUCCAAUCAUAAUACAUCAUCCAACAGUGAAUUACUAGUGUUGACAAUAGAUUUAGGAGACACAAAAGAUAAUAUAAUAGUUCGUGAAAAUGAUAGGCCUUGCGAUCUAGCUAAAGCAUUUUGUAUGAAGCACGGCUUAAGUCUCAAUAUUCAAGAAAAUCUAAUUGAUCACAUUUUGGUGAAUUUAGAUAAAUUAAUCCAUGAUAUUGCGACAGAAUUGCCAACUCCUAACAAAUCUUAUAGAUCUUCAUCCGGCAAUACAUCAAGAAUUUUACAGCACGUAAAUCAAUCUUUUACAUUUGCUCCAACGAUAAAUAGCAAUUCAAGAAGAAUGGUAAGAGGCAAAUAUCGAUCACCUGUGUAUGAAAGACUUCAUAAAAUGAGCAUGAAAGAAACAAAAGAAAUUGAAGUAAAAGUCGAAAAAAAAUCGAGUAAAAUUGAGCAUCCAGGUAAAAGAUUAUAUGAACUUGCGAUUAUAAAGAAAAAAGAAAAAGAAACCAAAGCCAAAGAAGUUUUAGAAAAGAAAGAAAAAGAAGAAGCAGAAAGUCUAACUUUCGCGCCAGAAAUUAACAAGCGAAAAAUAAAAAGAGAAAGCAAGCUAGAAGACGAUUUGAUUGAAAAAGGCAAAAAGCUCAAAGAAAAUUUAAAUAAAAAGCGCCAAGAAAGUAUGGACAAGGAACAAAGUUUUUGUACUUUUUCUCCACAAAUAGAUGCAAAAAGUGAGGAAAUUGUAAAGAAAAAAAAUUAUUCAGACAGAUUUGAUUAUCUUUAUAAAGAUGCUAAAGCCAGAGAUGAGAAAAAUAAAUGCCAAGCUGAAAUAAGGUAAUAUCAACACAGCUUGAAAAAGCAAUGCCCAUUUUCCCCUAAAAUUUCGAAUAAAUCUGAAAUCAAUUUAAAUUCUAAAGGGAUUGCAGAAAAAUUAUUUAAUUGAAAAAAGGAAAAUGAUACAAAAAUUAAUAACUCUCCCCCCCCCCCCUCCGUGAGCGAACAAAAAAAUUUUGUUCGCUCACGGAGGGGGUUAAUUUUUUUUUUUUUUAAAAAAAAUAUAUAUAUAAAUUUUAUAAAAAAUAUUUUUUUCGAAAUUUAAAAAAAUCCUAAUUUGCAAAAAUUGGGAAGCAAAUAUUAAUUUAAUUUGCAAAAUUUAUGUUUUAAAACGCAAUUUGUUUAAAAUUAAACAGAAUUAGCUCUAGAUUUCAUUAUACUAAUUAUCACUUAUAUAUCAAAAUUUUUUUCCAUUAAAAUUUUUUCUAUUAAAAAAAUUUUUGUUCACUCACGGAGGGUGGGUUUUUGGUCAAAAAAUGGCGAUUUUUCUAAUGGUUUUGUUCGCUCACGGAGGGGGGGGGGGGGGGGAGUAAGUAAUUUUUACAUAGAAAAAGAGACGAAAAACAAGCAAAAGAAACUAUAGAUCCUGAUACAGGUGCAGAAUUUUUUAAGCCUAAAAUUUUGAGAGGGCCAAACAGAAUAAGGAAUAAUGAUAUAUGAAAUCAUUUAUACACAAAAAGAUCAAAUAGUGUAGAAAGUUUCAGAGGUCGCUCACCAGAACGUGGUUAUAAAAACCCAGCAUCAGAAAAAAUUGUGGAUAAAGUAAUAAUCCAUAGAUUUUUUGAUAUAUUCCAAAAGCUUAAAUCUGAUAAUGGCAAAAUAGCCUAUUCAGACAUCAGAAUUAGCAUUUUGGACCCAAAAAUUGGGCAUAUUAUUAGUCCUUUAGUUAAAGAAAUCGAAGAAAGCAAAGAAACUUUGACAUUUGAAGAAUUUUGUGGAGGAAUGGAAGCAUUGAUGAAAUGCUUAACCCCUCAAGAUAGGAAUUACUUACUGUUUUAUGACAGACCAAAAAGAGAAAAAAGCGCAGAAACUCCAAAAAUGCACUCAAGAUCAUCAUCACCUGGCAGCGGAAGUGAGUUUUAUAACCGGCUAAUGGAAAGAAAGCAAAUCUCAGAAAAGAAAAUUCAGAGGAUGAGAAGUGAAAAAGAAAUUGCAGACCUACAAGAAUGCACAUUUCAGCCAAACUCUGCAAGGAAAAAGCUGUUUUUAGACAAUAAUUAA
Molecule: messenger RNA, 2093 nt
Organism: Blepharisma stoltei
Lineage: Eukaryota; Ciliophora; Heterotrichea; Heterotrichida; Blepharismidae
Source: the annotation of a GenBank genome assembly